Messenger RNA from Puntigrus tetrazona (Sumatra barb), 669 nucleotides. It is a transcript of the gene hsbp1b, whose product is annotated as heat shock factor binding protein 1b. NCBI's taxonomy places the organism in Eukaryota, Metazoa, Chordata, Actinopteri, Cypriniformes, Cyprinidae. Gene Ontology annotation, molecular function: transcription corepressor activity. Gene Ontology annotation, biological process: cellular heat acclimation. The record is from RefSeq and is a predicted model, not a curated record. The coding region runs from base 129 to 359 and encodes 76 amino acids. Gene Ontology annotation, cellular component: cytosol; nucleus. The transcript is spliced from 4 exons.
CUUCUCACUACUUCGCGAUUUACCCAACAGCUGAUCAGGAGAAAGCUGAAAGGGCUGGGAAGAUACUGAAAUUCUAAGAAUAAUUAACAUCUUUUUUUGCAGUUGUACUUUAUAAUUAUUUAAGAAAUAUGGCAGAGACCGACCCAAAAUCGGUGCAGGAUCUUACAGCAGUGGUGCAGACGUUGCUGCAGCAGAUGCAGGAUAAGUUCCAGACAAUGUCAGACCAGAUCAUCGGGAGAAUUGAUGAAAUGAGCACCCGCAUCGAUGAUCUAGAGAAGAAUAUUGCAGACCUAAUGACUCAGGCAGGAGUGGAAGAGAUUGAAGGGGAGAACAAGGUCAAAGAGGGAGAGGCCUCCUAGUAAAGAAUCCUGAGUAGCAAAAACUAUCAACACUCUUCAGGAGCAGCAAGAUUUUCUCUAUGGUGACUAACAUAUUUUGGUUUGAUGUGAUGCUUUUUUUAAUAUUUAGAGUUUAAAGUCAGUCCUAAUCCUGUGACUGGAAGCCACCUUUCCCCCCUUUUUCUGUAACGGAUUGCAAAGAACUUUUUAAACAUGACAUCCAACUGUAGAACCGAGCCCUGCGUUACUGUAAUAGCACUAGCCCAAGUGCCAACCUAACACCAUUCCUGUUAAAGUGAAUUUGUUGUUGAAAUAAAGUUGUUUCUUAAAA